AUGCUUUCCCUGUCGAGGGCGCUCGGGAGGCGGCUCUUCUCCUCCGCGGCAGCCGCGUCCGAAGGGGGCGCCGCCGCCUCGACGUCGGUGGUGCGGAAGGCGCAGAACCCCCUCGAGGAGUUCUUCGAGGUCGAGCGGAGCGCCGCAGACGACCAGGCCCGUCCCCACUACGGUCGUGGUUGGAAGGCUGCUGAAUUACGCCUAAAAUCCUGGGACGACCUUCACAAGCUAUGGUAUGUCCUUCUCAAGGAAAAGAACAUGCUUAUGUCUCAACGCCAGAUGCUGAAUUCGGAGAACAUGCAUUUUCCGAACCCAGAGCGCAUUUCCAAGGUGAAGAGAUCGAUGUGCCGAAUCAAGCAUGUCUUGACCGAGCGGGCCAUAGCAGAUCCUGAUCCAAGGAGGACCGCGGAGAUGAAACGGAUGAUCAAUGCCCUCUGAUCAACUCAUGCACGCUUACAAUCAUAAACCCGAGCGGCAACUAGCGUCUAGAAAGAAUUUGCUUCCCUUGUGUUGUAUCUCUCCCCAAGAAGAUGUAUAAGACCAACUACUAUCCUUCGGGUACGCAUGGCUAUUUUGCAAACAGACAUUAAUGACUUCUGAUCGAAUAA
Lolium rigidum is the source of this 608-nucleotide messenger RNA. Its product is annotated as 39S ribosomal protein L47, mitochondrial. Gene Ontology annotation, cellular component: mitochondrial large ribosomal subunit; mitochondrial ribosome. Gene Ontology annotation, molecular function: structural constituent of ribosome. NCBI's taxonomy places the organism in Eukaryota, Viridiplantae, Streptophyta, Magnoliopsida, Poales, Poaceae. Bases 1 to 438 code for a protein of 145 amino acids. Gene Ontology annotation, biological process: mitochondrial translation. The record is from RefSeq and is a predicted model, not a curated record. The transcript is spliced from 3 exons.